Messenger RNA from Phyllopteryx taeniolatus (common seadragon), 2855 nucleotides. RefSeq names its product yrdC N(6)-threonylcarbamoyltransferase domain containing (gene yrdc). Lineage: Eukaryota; Metazoa; Chordata; Actinopteri; Syngnathiformes; Syngnathidae. The record is from RefSeq and is a predicted model, not a curated record. Gene Ontology annotation, biological process: regulation of translational fidelity. The transcript has 6 exons. Gene Ontology annotation, cellular component: cytoplasm. Bases 106 to 1062 code for a protein of 318 amino acids. Gene Ontology annotation, molecular function: nucleotidyltransferase activity; tRNA binding; double-stranded RNA binding.
UACCCCGGAAGCGUUCACUUCCGUAUUGGCCUCCGUCCUGCGGCGGAACGCUGCAACAUGUUCCUGUGCUUCGACUUGACAGCUACCCUAGACUGACGGCAUUUCAUGAAGUUUUUUCUGGACUUUGCCGUCCAAAUCGUCAGAUAUAGAGCGGCUCACUGUCCUCCCGAAGUUUGCCGAGCCGGAACUGAAAUGUGUAAACGGCUUGGGACGAAAGUGCUGCAUUUGGCCCUGGCAAACUGUGACGGGCCGUUUGUUUCACAGGAGGCUCGUAUCGAUGUUGCUGACAUCCUGAGCUGCACAUUGAAGGCCUUGCAGGAUGGCCAUGUGGUUGCUGUGCCCACCGACACCAUCUAUGGCCUGGCGUGUCUGGCCCAGAACUCGGGCGCCGUCCGCAAGCUCUACGACAUCAAGGGGCGCAAUGAGCAGAAGCCUCUGGCCAUUUGUGUUGGAGAAAUCCACGAUAUAUACAGGUACUGUAAGGUGGAGGUGAAAGAGGAGCUCCUCAGUGACCUUCUGCCUGGCCCGGUCACGCUGGUGCUCGAAAGGUCUGAAAUACUUAACAAAGAGCUCAACCCAUUCACGUCGCUCGUAGGCAUCCGUAUUCCAGACUGCGGCUUCAUGCGUCGUCUUUGUCAGAUGUGUGGCGAGCCUCUGGCGCUGACCAGCGCCAAUGUCAGCGCACAAAACAGCACUGUGGCCGUCCAUGAAUUUCACGAUCUUUGGCCCAAACUAGCCGUGGUGGUGGACGGAGGACCAAUAGAAGACCAAAGUCGCCUUGGGUCCACCGUGGUAGACCUAUCAGCGCAUGGCAGGUACCGCAUCAUCAGAGCCGGCUGGCUUCCCCAGUUACUCAGCUUGGACGGACGGCCUGAUCUAGGAUUUGUCCCAGUGGUUCCAAAGUUCUUCCAUUUCCAAGUAAUUGAGACCACAGUGCUUUUCGGGACCUUCAAUGCUGCUGAAAUUCUUUUGUAUUCUUCCCCAGAUUUGUGCCUUGACACAAUCCGGUCUCAGAGGUUUGCAGAGAAUUCCUUAAACUUCAUUGCUUGGUUUCUGGUGUGAUAUGUACUGCCAACUAUGAGACCAUAUAUAGACAGGCGUGUGCCAUUCCAAAUUAUGUUCAAUCAACUGAAUUUACCACAAGUGGGCUCCAUUCAAGUUGUAGAAGCAUCUCAAGGAUGAUCAGUGAAAAUCAGAUGAACCUUGGCUUAAGUUUGAGUGUCAUAGAAAAGGGUGUGAAUACUUAUGUACCUCUAUUGGGUUAAGGACCGGUGAUUGACUUGGCCAGUCUUAGACCUUCAUUUCAUUUAACACUUGAGACAAUGUGAGUCCCAGGACGCACGUCUGGAAACAAUGAGUCCCAGCCCUCGAACAUUGAGCCCCUGCAACUUAUCAUUAUGGAGUACCGAUAUAGUAAUCCUCCGCUAUAUGACGGUUGUUACUUUGCGGUUGUUGCUUACUAAUGUAGUUAACGUUAGUUGUUUAACUUAUAUUGCUCAUUUGUGUAAUUCAUGCGUGUUCUUUCGAUGAAAUGCUAUCAGUUAUUUAUUUUAUUUUUUUAGCAAAACUCUAAAUUUUUCUCAGACAUUCAUUUUUUAACAAAAAAAACUAAAUUUUAUGGGAAACGGUGUAUAUGGAUUAUUAAAAAAAGAUGUUUUUACUUAGAAAAAUAGUGUCAGUUUAGUGGGCGAUAGGCGGCACGGUGGACGACUGGUUAGAGUGUCUGCCACACAGUUCUGAGGAGCGGUGUUCAAUCCCCGGUCCCGCCUGUGUGGAGUUUGCAUGUUCUCCCCGUGCCUGCGUGGGUUUUCUCCGGGCACUCCGGUUUCCUCCCACAUCCCAAAAACAUGCAUUAAUUGGGGACUCGAAAUUGCCCGUAGGUGUGAAUGUGAGUGCGGAUGGUUGUUUGUUUGUAUGUGCCCUGCAAUUGGCUGGCAACCAGUUCAGGGUGUACCCCGCCUCCUGCCCGAUGAUAGCUGGGAUAGGCUCCAGCACGCCUGCGACCUUAGUGAGGAGAAGCGGCUCAGAAAAUGGAUGGAUGGAUAGUGGGCGAUAAUAAGAAACUGAACAAUUGUAGUUCACAAAUGUGUUUUGAAAAAAUUAUAAUAUCAAAAUUAAUUAACAUGUAAAAUGCAUGUUGUGCAUAAUCAAUUAGAAUACAUUUAAAUUUUAAGGUUUAGCAGUUAAAAUGGGGUAUUGCAAUUGUUAGUUUUACAAUUUCGUUAAAUAAAGGAUAAAUCAAAUGUACAAUAAGGCCCCCCCUCGAGCUGCGGGACUGUUAUGUGAGACCUUUACCUGUCAAUCAAAUCACGUUUUAACGAUGUCACCACAGUCCUGUGAGCUUUUUAGUUCCAGCCCUUAGCUCGCCAGCUGGCGAAUGUAAUAUAAUAAACAGUUAACUUUCCCUUAAGUGUCCCAGUUGUGUGCAUUUACGGAGCAAACGCCGUUCCUCCACCGGCUUGCUACAUCACGAGCAGCGUGACUGGUGUUACCUCAACAAUGAGAAUUUAUCGAGUCCGGGAAAAAAAUGUGUCCAUUGUAUUGAACGAUAAUUCACCCUACUCUGAUUAGCUAGUAGCAAGACAGGAUUUGUACUUUUGAUUCGCUGUGUGUGGAAGCUCUUCAACAAACACACACAUACAUACAUACAUACAUACAGUGUACGUAGGGCGGGUCUUGAACCAUGCGUCUAUAGAUGCAGAAUGAAUAUGCUUCAUGCGUCCCUGCUAAUACGCACAUCAAUCGAGAUCCCUGCUACUGUACUCUACUACUGCACUUCUGAUAGGAAACAAGACCUUCACAGUACUUGUUUGCAAGCCUUAGAAAAAUAAAAUAAAAACAAGUCUUAAUUGGGU